CCCUCAGCGCUCCGUCCCUCGGCCGUCAGCCAAUGAGAGCGCGGAGGCAGGAAACGGGGCGGGUGCUGUAUUUUACCUGAGUCAAAGGGGAUGCUGAAAUGAAAUAUGAGCUUUAACUGCAAAACAUAGGUGUAGAGAAGCGACCGGCAGAUUUAUUCUCUGCUGAACCCCUGCGGAGUGCGAUAGUUCUGCUUCACACUGUCUCAGUCUCUCUCUCUCUCCUGCCCGCCAACGCGUCGUUCAGAGCAGGGAAGAGGAUGGCUGCAGAGACAGCCAUGCCCACGGAAAUGGAGGACCUGCAGAGACGGGCAGAUCAAAUCACGGACGAGUCCUUGGAAAGCACUCGUCGAAUGAUGCAGUUAGUGGAAGAGAGCAAAGAUGCUGGGAUCAGGACUCUGGUCAUGCUGGAUGAGCAGGGAGAACAGCUGGACCGCACGGAGGAGGGUCUGGAUCAGAUCAACCGGGACAUGAAGGAGGCUGAGAAGAACCUCACAGACAUGGCCCAGUGCUGUGGCCUCUGUGUGUGCCCCUGUGGCAAACCCCCCUGUUCUCCCAUUCUCAGACUAAAGGAUUUUGAGGCGGGCGGCGCCUAUAAGAAGGUCUGGGGGAACAACCAGGACACUGUGGUGUCCAGCCAGCCUGCCUCCCGCGUGCUGGACGAGAGGGAGAAGAUGACCAUGAGUGGAGGACACAUCCGCAGGGUCACCAACGACGCCAGGGAGGACGAGAUGGACGAGAAUCUGGAGCAGGUGGGCAGUAUCCUGGGCAACCUGCGGAACAUGGCCUUGGACAUGGGCAACGAGAUCGACACCCAGAACAUCCAGAUCGACCGGAUCAUGGACAAGGCGACUGUCAAUAACAGCCGCAUCACAGAAGCCAACCAGAGAGCUAACAAGCUGAUGUCAUCAUGAGAAGACUUCACCGGAUUCUCCCACACCGAGCGUCUCUUCCACGCACACACACUAUAGAAUUAAUUCAUUUUGCUUCAUGAAGUUGAACGAAGCCUGCUGGAUAAUGUUACGUUAACAUAGUGAAUUACA
This is a messenger RNA of Polyodon spathula (Mississippi paddlefish), 1040 nucleotides long. RefSeq names its product synaptosomal-associated protein 25-like. Bases 258 to 911 code for a protein of 217 amino acids. The record is from RefSeq and is a predicted model, not a curated record. Gene Ontology annotation, molecular function: syntaxin-1 binding; SNAP receptor activity; voltage-gated potassium channel activity. Gene Ontology annotation, cellular component: plasma membrane; SNARE complex. Lineage: Eukaryota; Metazoa; Chordata; Actinopteri; Acipenseriformes; Polyodontidae. Gene Ontology annotation, biological process: exocytosis; synaptic vesicle priming; synaptic vesicle fusion to presynaptic active zone membrane. The transcript is spliced from 8 exons.